Molecule: messenger RNA, 793 nt
Organism: Phytophthora nicotianae INRA-310
Lineage: Eukaryota; Oomycota; Peronosporomycetes; Peronosporales; Peronosporaceae
Exons: 1
Coding region: 1-678 (225 amino acids)
Source: RefSeq, a predicted model, not a curated record
AUGCUCGAGCUGCGCAUUCGAAUUGCGGGUCAUCUUUUGCUAAUGAUGCUGGGCGACGUGGCCGGAGCCUUUCACCACGUACCUAUGCAUACCGACCAUGUCCACAUAUUUGCAUUCAGAUUCGACUGCUACGUCAUCAUUGAUUUAUCCUGCGGAUUCGUCUGGUGCGGAUCACCGGCGUAUGACUCGCUCCCAGGAUCGCUCAUUAACAAUCUCUAUCAACGUGAACGACCCAGCCCAAUACUGGCCCCGAUGGGCCGUUUGUCGGUAACUACUGGUAUGACGAUCACACAUGUGCGUAAUUGGAUACAGGCACAAGGCGUGCAAAAGCAAAUCUGGCGUUACGUAAGUCGAUGGCGGUGGUGCUUGGUCCAGCAGCGAUCAGCGAAGAAAGUUCACGAUUUGGUCGACAAAUGUGAGGGCUCUGGGACUACUCUGGGAUACACGCGCUGGCACAGAAUCGGUGCCAGCCGACAAAGUUUUAAAGACUCGAAACUGCUCCUUGACAUGACAAGUUGCACCCAAUCCAUGAUCCACAAACUUCUCGGCAGCCUACGCUACAUUUCGACGAGUUUUGCGCCCACCAGAGCUUUUUACCAAACAUUCAAGUCUUUUCGACAGGAUUCUACACCCAACGUGUUCGUCGACCCGUCACGGACGACGUACGCGAUUACCUGAGCUGGUUUCUCGCAAUCUUAGAGCUUCAGCACAAAUUCAACACCAUCCCGGUUGAGCACUUAUCUCGCCUCGAUCCUCCAUCUCACCACAUGUUCUUGGAUGUAUCGGACACUGG